Rhopilema esculentum is the source of this 2420-nucleotide messenger RNA. Its product is annotated as proton-coupled zinc antiporter SLC30A5. The record is from RefSeq and is a predicted model, not a curated record. Gene Ontology annotation, biological process: zinc ion import into Golgi lumen; intracellular zinc ion homeostasis. Gene Ontology annotation, cellular component: membrane; cytoplasmic vesicle; Golgi apparatus. Gene Ontology annotation, molecular function: zinc ion transmembrane transporter activity. Lineage: Eukaryota; Metazoa; Cnidaria; Scyphozoa; Rhizostomeae; Rhizostomatidae.
UCAUCAUCCAAUUCAUCAUUUCCUUCAGCAUAAAAUAGAAAAAUGACAACGAAACAAGAUGGCGCAAAAAAUCGAUCUUAUUCAAGACAAUUCAAUGUUUCAUCGCACUCGAGCAGAUCUUGGAAGAAUCGAGAGAAAUGCAGGAGGUCAAUCUUAUAUUUACCUGCUAAUGUCUGGUAAAUUUUUAAAUGCAUUUGGAAUCUUCCUUUGUUAUGGAUUGCUGAAAGAUACAUCACUUUUGCAAGCUCUUUUCUUUUUCAAAGCAAUUUCAUCGUGUAUUACCAUAGUUCUUCAGAGACCAUUUACAACUGGAAAAAGGGUAUCUAGGACACAGUGGCGGGCACUUAUAUUCACAUCAAUAUGUAAUGUGAUCAUUACAUUACUUUGGCUAGAUGCCCUCACUAUCUGUGGCCCUUUAAGAACUAUUCUACUUUAUCAGCAAUGCGAUGCAGUUGUGCUAGCAGCAGUAGGGAUUCUUUUCCAAGGUGGAAGUAGUUUUGCGUCAAAGAUACGUGGAGUCACUUUGUUUUUUCUUGGUUUACUUUUCUUAUUGUUCUUUGAUCAUGAUGAAAGACAUGAUCAUGACACUCACCCUGAAGGUGAACAUAAAAGUGACACAUUUCAUCAUCUUUAUCAUUUUUUUGUCUGGCUAGGCCUACCAGACCACAAGGGUGGUAUAUUUAUUUUGUUACUGGUUUCAAUUUGCAAGGUUUUUUAUAAUAGUCAUGUUAAGAAGUUAUCAGUUGACAUUGGAGGGAGCAAGCGUAUGAAUUGCUUGCUUGUCCUAACAGAAACGUUGUUAUUAGCUCCUUGGUUAAUCGCAAGCUACUUUCUAAAGGACGAGCAAUUUAGAAUUCCAAAUUUAUUUCCACUGGUAUCUGUUGCGUUCAUUGUCUUUGUCGUGGAUUUUUACAUAGAAGCAAUCUGUUCAGCAAAGCUUGAGUCGCACGUGUCAUCACGAAUUAGCUCGAUAUCCUCCUUCAUAGCUGCUCUUGUCAUUGGAUACUUUUGGGAGCAUGUCCCAUACGCUGAUCUUAUGCCGUAUGAAAUUCGCAAGCAUGGUAUUGCCGCGGGGGCAGUUUUGGCUACUGUCUGCUUCAUUGCUGCAACGCGAAUCUUAACUAGACCAGUGCCAGUCAAGCCUGGAGUGUCAAAGGGGAUGUUUGUCGGCUAUUCUAAAGGAGGCCAGCCUCUUUAUAGUUUAACGGGACCUGGUGGAACUCUGCCACGAUCGCCUCUUUCUGUUGCUAGAAAUUUCUUAAGACAAAUUUUGGAAGCGCCAGAUUCCAGAAAUAUAUUCUUUUAUCUAUGUUUAAACCUGAUGUUCACCGGAGUUGAGUUAGUGUACGGUGUAUGGACAAAUAGUCUUGGUUUGAUCUCGGAUGGAUUUCAUAUGCUGUUCGACUGUUCAGCUUUGGUUUUAGGGCUUGUUGCUUCCCUCAUGUCGAGAUGGAAGGCAACAAAGGUCUUUUCAUUUGGGUAUGGUCGCGUGGAGAUCCUCUCUGGUUUCGUUAAUGGUUUAUUCUUAGUUGUGAUAGCUUUCUUCGUGUUUGUGGCUGCACUUCAAAGACUUAUUGAUCCACCCACAGUCAAUACAGAAAAGCUAAUGGCCGUUUCUGUAGCUGGUCUGCUCGUGAAUAUGAUUGGAAUCUUUGCGUUCAGCCAUGCCCAUUCUCAUGGUGGAGCAAAGUGCGAUCAUGAUGCUCAUUUUGGUCACAGCCACCAAGAGAGACACAACCAUAACAGUGGACAUGGACACAGCCACCAUGGGACACACGGACACAGUCAUAGUGGGCACGGUCAUUCGCAUGAAGGCCCUAAGAAGCAGUCGAAAGGGACAACUAACAUGCAAGGUGUGUAUCUCCACGUUGUCGCAGAUACUUUGGGAAGCGUAGGUGUGAUCGUAUCAUCAUUUUUCAUCCAACAAUACAACUGGUACAUUGCAGAUCCAAUCUGCUCCUUGUUCAUCGCCGUGUUAAUAUUUCUCAGUGUCAUUCCGCUCCUUAAACAAAGUUCACACGUGUUGCUGCUGCGUACUCCAUCGGAAGUAGAAGACACCUUACAUGAAGUACUUGCAAAGAUAUUGUCUAUUGAAAAUGUGCUGUCAUAUAAGGAUCAGCAUUUUUGGCAACACUCAGCCGAUUUAGUGGUUGGUACAAUCAGUCUUCAGGUGACGCCAACUGCAAUCGAGCAAAGAGUAAUUCAGCAGGUCACAUCAAUAGUUAAAGAGUAUGGUGUAGGAAAUCUGACUGUACAAAUAGAAAAGGAGUCAUUUUAUCAUAACCUUAAUAAACUCUCUGGUGAUGGAUUACCUGUUAUGAAUUUUCAAAAACAAACCACUUUAGAUAAAUAUGAAAUAGUUAAUAUAGUGAAAUCUGUUUAAGGAAUGUAAAAUUGUAUUAUCUUGAUAAAAACUCGAA